UGCACUUUCUGCGGACACGUCACGACUGCUGCUCGCCCUCCACUGUGAUGACGUCACCGGGAUCACGUGGGUUUGUUAUUGCAGGAAGUGAAGAUGGCGGGUCAGUCGUUUCUCUCCGAGUCUAUGCUCGGGUGGUCUAUUUUUACUUUUAUACUUAUGGUAAUCCUGACUUUUUGUUGGUUCUACAUUCGGAAAUUUCAAAGUCGUCAGGAGAGUGAAGUUGUUUCGACUAUCACAGCAAUAUGUGCACUGGCCAUUGCUUUGAUAACCUCUGCACUUCUCCCCGUGGACAUAUUCCUUGUUUCAUUUAUGAAGUUUCCCAAUGGUACCUAUAAGGAUUGGGCAGCUAACAAUGAGACAAGAGGGCACAUUGAAGACACUGUGCUGUAUGGAUAUUACACACUAUACUCCAUCAUACUAUUCUGCGUCUUCCUAUGGAUCCCCUUUGUUUAUUUCUACUAUGAAGAAAGGGAUGACGACAACGUGAACAAAUGCUCGCAAGUGAAAAACGCUCUGAAGUACACAGUUGGGUUUGCCAUUGUCUGCGUGGUGCUCCUUUUAAUUGGAGCCUUCGUUCCACUUGAGCCCCCACCUGGUCAGAAUUCCACCCAAUGGGAAAAAGUACAAUACCUUUUUGAAGAGCUUGGGAGUAGCCAUGGUCUACCCGCUCUCUCUUUCUCCAUCAGCUCCUUGACCUUGAUUGGCAUGUUGGCAGUGAUCACUUACACGGCAUACGGUAUGUCUGUACUGCCUUUGAAUCUGAUAAAAGGCACACGGAGUGUGGUGUACGAACGUCUGGAGAACACAGAGGACAUUGAUGAUGUCGAGCAUCAGAUAGAAAAGCUGAAAUCCAAGUGUGAAGACGGACGUCCUCUCUCCUCAAGGGACAGAGCGAACCUGCAGGAGCUGGAGGGAAAACUGCAGGUCCUCCGGCGCAGGGGGAGACACCUUGACAUCGCAGAGAGGAACUGCUGCACUAAAGUGGGCAGUGCUCUCAGACCUUUAAAGAUAACGCUGGGCAUUUUCUUUAUUCUGGUUGCACUGCUGUUCACUGUUGCCCUGUUCAUUUCAAAUUUGGAUAAAGCUCUCCACUCUGCUGGCAUCAGCUCUGGGUUCAUAAUCUUUGGCACCAACAUCACCAAUCCUCUGAAUGAACUACUAUUAGUAUUACAGCCGGUUUUUCCGCUGGACUACAUCCUGAUCACAGUCAUCACCAUGUACUUUGUAGUAACCUCCAUGGCUGGCAUUCGCAACAUGGGCAUCUGGUUCUUCUGGAUAAGGCUGUACAAAAUCCGACCCAAGAAAACUCGCCCCCAGGCUCUCCUCUUCCUCUGUAUGAUUCUUCUCUUGAUCGUCCUUCACACCAGCUACAUGAUCUACAGCCUGGCCCCUCAGUACGUCAUGUAUGGCAGCCAGAAAUAUCUCGUACAGAUGCCGUCAGCAGGUCCUGCAUCAGGGAACAGCACCACAAGGAUCUGUGAUGCUGAUGCGCCUGAGGACCAGUGCACUGUGACAAGAUCAUAUCUGUUCCUCCAUAAGUUCUGGUUCUUCAGCACCAUCUACUACUUUGGUAACUGGGCCUUUAUCGGGGCUUUCCUCUUCGGUCUGGUGGUGUCGUGCUGCAGAGGGAAGAAGUCUGUGAUCGAAGGAGAGGUGGAGGCCGACGACUCGGACUUCAGUGAUGAUGAAUAUGUGCACUAAUAAUCAGUCGAUAUUCCCCACAUAACUUAAAAGGGACUAGAAAGUGCAAUUAUGUCAGUGAUGUAUCUAGUCUGAGUUGACUCAUCCCUCCCCUACAUGAGACUACUGGUACUGAUGAUUGUGUCUUAUUUGGUGAAUUUUAAUAAUAACUUUGGGAUUCUGGGAGUGCCCUCCAACUUAGUCCUACCUUGAGAAUUCACUUGACUUGAACACUGACACGCAUGUUUAAGCUUUAUUUGAAACUUUUAUUUUAACUAACUUUUUACCUUCUCUUAGCACUUUCUAGGCCCUUUAAAUGGUUACUUUUUGACCACCUUACCCCUCACCCACCUUUAGUUGGCUCUAAUAUACCUUUUAAGACAGAACACAUUUAAACAUCCACAAAUUGUUCUGUGAGAUUGUUUUUUUGCAAAGUCAAAAUAAAAUCAUUCUAGGUGUUGACAGAAGUAACAUUCAAGCUUUGUUUUGCUUGUUUUGUCUGAGGUUAAAUACAGUGCUAGAUGGUUUGCUGUUUCUUUUUCUCCGCAUUUAGUCAUUUGCUAUCUCAGACCAUUAUUUGGACGAACGUUACUGUACCUGUACCUGCACUUUGUGAAAUGUAAAGGACCAUUCGCAAAAGAUUUGAGUUAUUCUUGAAUUCUUUAUUUUGAAUGGAAUUGGUUCAACAGCUUUUUGCUGCCUGUGUUGAAAGAACAUGAGGAAAGUGUGAAGACUAAAUUGAAACAGAAUAAUCUAAUAUGGAUGUGAUUUUAUUUUAAUUACAGAGUACUUUCUUUCAGAGAUAAUCAACAGCAGGCUUGUGUGAACUAUUAAUGGCUUUUUAUCAGCUAUUUGUGUAUUUAGAAGUGUGAAGAUGAAUAAAUACAGUUUAAUUAACAAAUGAUCUGAACAUAUUUAUAUGGAAACCAAAUACUUGUGCCUCGUGAAUGUAUAGCAACAUGAUGGGCACACACUGCUGUACGUGCACGUGCUACUUCUAGCCUGAAUCUGAUGAGUUUGGUUUUUGCUUUGAGGUGAAGUCUGUUUACCUGCAGUUAGAAAUGUGGUUACAUGAUGACAAAAGCUGCACCACUUGUCGUUUUCGCCUGUGAUAAGAAUGCUCUUGUGUCAAUAUUGAAUAAAACCAUUUUAAAAACA
Messenger RNA from Trematomus bernacchii (emerald rockcod), 2838 nucleotides. It is a transcript of the gene lmbrd1, whose product is annotated as LMBR1 domain containing 1. Gene Ontology annotation, biological process: protein localization to vacuole. The record is from RefSeq and is a predicted model, not a curated record. Gene Ontology annotation, cellular component: vacuolar membrane. The coding region runs from base 94 to 1701 and encodes 535 amino acids. Lineage: Eukaryota; Metazoa; Chordata; Actinopteri; Perciformes; Nototheniidae. The transcript is spliced from 16 exons.